This is a messenger RNA of Triticum aestivum (bread wheat), 1536 nucleotides long. RefSeq lists its product as uncharacterized. The transcript has 4 exons. The record is from RefSeq and is a predicted model, not a curated record. NCBI's taxonomy places the organism in Eukaryota, Viridiplantae, Streptophyta, Magnoliopsida, Poales, Poaceae. Bases 364 to 1302 code for a protein of 312 amino acids.
AUAAGGCUUCGCGUACCUCCUCACGACAGCACAUCAGCAGAAAACACAAAACAGCAAACCCUCCUGCAGCACCGCUUUUCCCCAUCCCAUUCGCAUCGAUCUAGUCGUGCUGCGCCACGGUCGGCCGGCCGGCCGCGCGGCCCUCAGCUCAACUCCUCUGCUGGUGGACAGGCCUCUUGGUCUGUGCCCCCAUCCUCGAUGUCCAGCAACAAGGUAGCUGAUCGAUGGUGCUUGUCAGAGCGGCAAGGCCAUCAUCUGCAAUCCAAUAGUGCAAUUGAUCUUGAACUUGAUGGUGGGAUUGCAAGUCUUCAUCCAUAAAUAGGACUCACAAAAGUUAAUACUCGAGCCAAAUGGAGUCACCAAAUGAAGUUGUUCCUUGUUAGACUCCUAAAAGAUCACGAUGUGCCUGGUUUUCGGACACAUAAUGCUUGGAGUAAGGAGGCAUGGAGAAAUAUUGUUUCUCGACUAAAUCAAAAGUUUGAUCAAUCAUUUACUCUCAACCAAGUCAAACAAAAGGAGCAAGAUCUGAAGAGAGACUAUCGAAGUCUUCAAGAAUUGUUGGAUCAAAGUGGCUUUGGAUGGGAUAAGGACAGAAAAAUGGUUGACGCACCAGAUAGUGUUUGGGCAAGCUUUGCUGCUCGGAAGAACAGCAAGGAUGUUCUACAAUGGAAAGAAAGGUCAUUUCCCCUUUAUGAAGAAUUAGAUCCACUCUAUGAAGGUCGCUAUGCUGAAGGGAGAACUCGUCAAGGCUUGGACCAUUAUACUAGGAAGAGGAAGCAUGCACCGGUUCCUUCAUCACAGUCAACACAAGUGACUAGUCUGUAUCAAUCACCAUCACCUACCAUGCCAGCUGCCAAUGAGUCAGAUAUGCGGUUUACUUUAGAUGAAAAACUUGAGGAGUUCAAUGUGGAUUCUCCCCCACUCCUAUCUACACCAAUUCAGCAUGUGCAAGCCCCACCAAGAUCUACACAAAUGGAGAAACAUGACACUAGGCGUGGGAAAAAACAAAAACGUGGUGCUAAUGACGACUUCCAUGAGAAGUAUCUAAAACUAAAGAAGGAAAAAAUUGAUCGAUUUGCUGCAAUUGAGGAGAAGAAGCUAGAGGACCCCUACUCCAUCAACAAGUGCAUCACAUCAAUUGAAGGGUUGGAAGGUCUACAACUAGGAGAUAUGUUGAUGGCAUCAGAUAUCUUCAAAUGCAAGGAGAACAGGGAAAUUUUCUUGUCAUACUCUACUAAUGAACUACGACUGGCUUGGCUUAAAAGAGAGAUUGUGCGUGCCCAAACAACCCAUCAAAAUUAGCCAUUGUGGUGAUCCACUGAGAUCAUAGCUUCUAUUUUAGGGAAGAUUUGGUCUGUAGGUGUCAUAUAUUUAUGUUUAGUUGAAUUGGUCAUAGAACUGACCAUGAUGGUUUAGUAUAUUUUGGUAGUUAUGUUGAGUGGCUUCUGGUUAGGCAUGCAUGAAAAUUUGUAGUACUAUUGCAAAUUUGAAGUCCAAGAAUGGUAUUACAACUUGCAUGUGAUAUUCCAACUACAA